Aegilops tauschii subsp. strangulata is the source of this 1279-nucleotide messenger RNA. RefSeq names its product auxin-responsive protein IAA10. Gene Ontology annotation, cellular component: nucleus. The record is from RefSeq and is a predicted model, not a curated record. Gene Ontology annotation, biological process: regulation of DNA-templated transcription. Lineage: Eukaryota; Viridiplantae; Streptophyta; Magnoliopsida; Poales; Poaceae.
AGUACUACACGCCCACACGCAUACCCAGAAGAGAACUCACUCAGCUCAGCUCAGCUCAGCCGGAGUCGUACCUCGCUCGCAUAAUCAUAGCCUCCUCCCCUCUCUCCUCUCUCCCUUUCCUCCCUCUCGAGGCGCCUCCCCUGCCCUCUCUUCUCACGCUCAGACACGCGAGCGCAGCCAAGAAACCGGCCGAUGCGAGGGCUAGCAGGAGGAGUUGGGCCCGCGGCGGCGGCGUUCGGGCCCGGCGAGCCGCCUCCGGCCGCGGAGGAGGUGGUUGAGGAGAACUCCGGCGGGGAGGAGGACGAGGAGCUCGAGCUGGGGCUCUGCCUCGGGUCCAGGAAGCAGCAGCUGCUGCAGCAGCCGGCGGCGCCGUCGCCGUGCCGUAUCCUGACGGCCAGGGACCUGCAGCCGGCCGCGGCGCUGUCGCCGGACUCCUCCGUGUCGUCCUCCUCCCCCGCCGCGGCCAAGGCGGAGGACGGCCCCGCGCCCGCCGCCUCGCCGGGGACUCUCGCCUCCGGCCACCCACAGAGCAGCUUUGGAGUGGUGGGAUGGCCACCAAUAAGAACAUUCAGGAUGAACAGCCUGUUCGGCCAGGCGAAAGACAAUGCCUCGGAUGCCGAAACCAAGAAGGCUGCCGCCGAUGAUUCCGGCUCGCAGAAAGACAAGGAUGAGACCGAGAAGAAGGUCCGGGUGCCCGGGUGGGUGAAGGUGAACAUGGAUGGGGAGGUCAUUGGAAGGAAGGUGGACCUCAACGCCCAUCGCUCGUACAAGACCCUUGCCUUGGCCCUUGAGAUCAUGUUCACCAAGCCGUCUGCCGGCCUUUGCGCUUCUAAUAGCACGAAGUCUCUGAAGCUGUUAGAAAACUCUUGUGAAUACCAGAUGACAUACGAAGACAGGGAUGGUGACUGGAUGCUUGUUGGAGAUGUCCCUUGGGAAAUGUUUGUUGGCUCCGUGAAGAGGCUGAGGAUCAUGAGGACAUCGGACGCCAGUGGUCUCGGACCACGGUUUCAAGCCAAUCACAGAACGAGGGCGGACAUGAGAUGAGAGCGCUGAAGACCCACCGACCAUGUCGGAGCGAGCAGCCGUUGUGAUUACCUGUGUGCCUAGUUGGGAUUGCAGGAGCAAAGAUGUGCUCCUGCUAUCUAGUGGUGACUCGUUUCGAUCUACGUAGUAUCUAUUCUUUUCCCGCUCCCUUCUUCUGUCUACACUUGGUGAAGUGCUGCUGAUCACUGCCAGCAUAUGUGCUCUUUUUUCGUCAUAUAUGUUUUUUUGUGUGUGA